AAUUCUCUUAUUCCUUCAACUCUUCCUGAACCCAUGACAGCUAGUGAGGCAGCUGCUAGAAAAAGCCAAAUAAAAGCAAGAAUAACAGACACUGUUGGACCAACAGAAACCUCAAUUGCACCACGACAAAGACCAAAGGCCAAUUCGAACACUGCCACUUCAAGUGUGCUGACGAUCCAGAGCUCAGCAACUCCAGUCAAAGUGCAAGUUCCUGGUGAAUUUGGUAAUCGUGGGCCAAAAGGAACCACGCGACCAGGGAACGGACAAGAAAUUUUACCAUCCCAAGGGACCACCCAGCACCCCCCGCAGCAGAACAGAGUUCUUCAGCAGCUGCAACAGGGCGACUGGAGACUGCAGCAGCUACACCACCUGCAUCACCACCACCAGCAGCAGCCUAUGGUGCAGGACACUUACAUUCAGCAGUACCAACAAGCAAUGCACCACCAGAUGGUCCAGCAGCAGCUGUUGAUGCAGUCUGUGUACCAGCAGCAACCUCCCCAGUCUCAAUAUCCCGCUAUGGUGCAGCAAUAUCAGCAGGCUCUCCUACACCAGCACAUGCUUGCUCAGCAGCAACAGCGGUCUCAACAGGCACAGUCUCCUGAAUAUAUCACUUCUCCACAAGACUUCUCACCAGCCUUCAUCUCCUACCCUGGGUCAGUCCCAGUGCAUGCUGGAACAGUGGCAGAUCCCCCCUACCCUGCAAGCAGGUCAGGUAUUCCUGAUGCAGAAUCAAUCUCCAGUUACCCAAAGCAGAGCAUCAAUAACCCACCUGAUAUGUCAGGCUGGAACCCAUUUGGAGAGGACAAUUUCUCCAAGCUGACAGAGGAGGAGCUGCUGGACAGAGAAUUUGACCUGCUAAGAUCAAACAGGCUGGUGGACAGGAGAACAUCUUCAGAUAAGAAUGUGGAGCCACAUUCUGCUCCACAGGAAAAUCCUCCUGAAGAUCCCUUUGGUUCUCUUCCUUUCAUUUCUCACCCAGGUUCCCCUGGAAAACAAGUGGAUAACUUGGCUAGCAAUCAAGGAAAUAACUUAGGGACCCCAACCAAGGCUGGAAAACUAAGCCACGCUUUUAGAGAUCCUCGUCAAGGGAGGAAGACUGUAGAGGGACAAGUGACAAAAGGAGGCGAUGAAUCAGAGAGUGACUUUGAAUCUGAUCCUCCUUCUCCCAAGAGCAGUGAAGAAGAAGAAGAACAGGAGGAUGAAGAAGUCUUGCAAGGAGAGAAUGGAGACUUUAAUGAUGAUAAUGAUACAGAACUGGAGAAUUUAGGCCACCGACCUCUCCUUAUGGACUCUGAGGAAGACGUGGAGGAAGAGGAAGAAGAGAAGCAAAGUUCUGACUCUGAUACUGAUCGUACUAAGCAUAAAUCUGUGGAACUUCUGAGCAGUAGGUUCAGAGAUAGUGUGGGUGGUGGUGAAAUGAAAGAACCCAGUUCAAUGCAGACGGCCUUGUCUGAGAUGUCAAGUACUGUAAUCAAGGUGAACCCUGGGCAAGAAUUUGAUGUGUUUGGGGCAGUGCCCUUUUUUACGCUGCAACAUCAGGCAAGGGAGAAGAUGGACAAAGAUGUCUCUCCUCAGAUGGCUUUUCCCAGCCUGAAUCAAGAGCAGGAUGACUUUGAUGUUUUCACAAAAGCCCCCUUCAGCAAAAAGGUACCUCAGCAAGAUGGCCAGCUGGCGGGAACUGAGCCUUUGCUUUCCCCCACCUCUCCACGGAGUGUUGAUAUUUUUGGCUGCACCCCAUUUCAGCCUUCCCUUCUCCCCAAGACCGGUGGGAGCAAAGAGGACCUGUUUGGGCUGGUUCCUUUUGAAGAGAUCACAGGGAGUCAGCAGCAGCAGAAGAUGAAGCAGCAGCGUAACCUGCAGAAACUUUCUUCCCGCCAAAGGCGCGUGAAACAGGAGGUUUCAAAGAGCAAUGGUAAGCGUCACCAUGGCACCCCGACCACCACGAAGAAGUCACUGAAACCCAGCUACCGCACCCCAGAGAGAGCCCGCAGGCACAAGAAGGCAGGCCGCAGGGACUCGCAGAGUAGCAACGAGUUCCUGACCAUCUCGGAUUCCAAAGAGAACAUAAGCGUGGCAUUGACGGACAGCAAAGAUCGAACCAACCCCCUGCAGGCAGAUGAGAGUCUGCUGGAUCCUUUCGGAGCCAAACCCUUCCACCCACCAGACUUGAUGCGGCAUCCCCAGCAUCAAGGGUUCGGUGACAGCCGUGGGGAUCAUGGCUCAGUGCUGGUGGCUGGUAGAGUGUGGCAGAGCUCCCUGCACGGAGCCCUUCAUGGUGGGGAUGGGCUGAAAACGGAUGACUUUGGUGCAGUACCCUUCACAGAGCUGGUUGUGCAGAGCGCACAGAGCCAGCAGCAACAGGCGCUGGAGUUAGAUCCGUUUGGAGCAGCUCCAUUUCCUUCCAAACCGUAG
Merops nubicus (carmine bee-eater) is the source of this 2412-nucleotide messenger RNA. RefSeq names its product BMP-2-inducible protein kinase-like. NCBI's taxonomy places the organism in Eukaryota, Metazoa, Chordata, Aves, Coraciiformes, Meropidae. The transcript is spliced from 8 exons. The annotation marks the transcript as partial. The record is from RefSeq and is a predicted model, not a curated record.